Rotaria socialis is the source of this 3909-nucleotide messenger RNA. NCBI's taxonomy places the organism in Eukaryota, Metazoa, Rotifera, Eurotatoria, Philodinida, Philodinidae. The record is from the annotation of a GenBank genome assembly.
AUGGUGUCUAACACUCGUUCCUCUGUUCGAUUUCAAGAAGAAAUCGACUUUUCCAAGGAGGAUUUCGACGAACUCGGUAUUAAGUAUCCAAUUUGCCAAACAUUUUGUCCAGAAGAAGUUCAUGGAGAUAUUUGUAAAUGUAAAAGAAAAAUAAGUCGCCAUAGAGACAAAGCACCACAUGAUGCAGAGGAAUGGGAGCAUGCGAUCCGCACUUAUCUACUACCGGCACAAUAUGGGCGACUCGCAAACGAUGGUUGGUUUGCACGUCUUGAUAUAGAGACAGAACUCGACAAAGUUGAAGAACUUCUUUUUAAGCUCUGGAAACUACCAGAACCUAAAUUAAUUAUGUCGAUUAUUGGUGGUGCAAAGUUUUUUAAAUUAAAUGAUCGCCUCGAAUCAAACUUUAUCAAGGGUAUUGUUAAUGUUGCUGAAAAAGCAAAUUCAUGGAUAGUUACAACUGGAUAUCGCGUCGGUAUUGUUCAACUUGUUGGACAAGCACUUGCAAAAGUUCAAUUAAAAAAACAAGAUUCCAAAAUGAUUGCAAUCGGUAUUUGUAAAUGGGGUAGUAUAAAAAAUGUCAAAGAAUUAACAGCCAUAAGGAACAAUGCGAAAAGCAAGACAAGAAUAAGCCAAUCUGACGAUUCAGAUGAAGACGAAGAAACGCAUGGUAUAAUAAGACGUGGAGAAUGUCAUCUUGAAAUGAAUCAUACACAUUACCUGAUGUUGGAUGAUGGAAGAUAUCGACAUUUCGAUUCAAAAGAUUUUCGGGCAAAUUUAUGCAGUUGCAUAGCAAAGAGAUCAAUUAAAAAGAAACAAAGUAACGCUCAAACUCCUGCUGUCACCAUUGUAGUUGAAGGUGGUCCUGAUACAAUAACAAAUGUAUAUUACGAUUUAAAAAAAAAUAUCCCAGUUGUUAUUAUUAAUGGUAGUGGCCGUGUGGCGGAUUUCUUGAGUCGUUGGUUCUCGUAUGCUAAAAAUGUAGAAACUGAUCCACAACAUGCUGACGAGGUGUAUGGAAUUGAUGAAUUAGGUACAAAUCUACUGACACAAGGACUUAUCGAAACCAAAACACAGAAAAGAUUGGGAAAUAGAGUUGAUGUGCAUGCUGACCUUCAUCUUGAUUUAUCGAAAAAAAAACUUCGUCAACUAUUUCACAAAUAUGAAAAGGAAAUGCAAGAAGAUUUAAAAAAUCUGUUAUACCGUGAUGAUGAUUCUGAUCAGAAAAAAGUCGAUAGUGUAAAAGCUGAAAACAAAGGGCCUGAUAAAAAAUUAUUAGACACACUUGAUCAAGUUAUGUUUUGCCUACAACCAGGUCUUCGCUCUCACGUAACAGUAUAUAAUCUGGAUUCAGACAAUGAUUUAGCAGAAACAAUUUUUGAAAGUAUUUGUAAAGCGUAUAACAAAUCACCAAAAGGUAAAAACAAUGAAAAAGCAAUAGAUGAACGAAGCGCACUACUGAAUUUGGCCAUGGAUUGGAACUGUAUUCAUGUAGCAAAAGAGUUCGUUUUCCAAAACGCAUUAGACACAAUCCAAGAUCCAAACAAAUAUUUUAUACGCGCUUUAACAGACAAUUUACCAACAUUCGUCUAUGAAUUUCUUAAAUUAGGACUUAAUCCAGCUGAUGUAUUCUUUUCGAAGACAUUCGCUUCAGUUCAAGAGCAACGUUAUAAAAAAUUUCUUGAUACACUUUAUACAAAUGACUUAAUCCUGAAAGGUAAACCAGAAACUCGUUUGAAAUACUUUAUUGGCGCUAAUGAACAAGAUGAUCGUCCAUGGAUUGGUACCGUUAAGAAACUUAACCAUGCUCUUACAAACAUUAUUGGUGAUUAUAUGUAUGAUUUGUAUUUUAAUACAGAAGAAGAAGAAAUGAAACAUAGAAAUAAAUGGGGACUGACCCAACACCAUGAAAAAAAUCAUCAUAAUAAUAUUAAAGACGUUGAGAGUCGAAUGAUUUUAACCACUUCGGCACAAGCAGAAAAAGCACGUAAAUGCAUAUUGCGGGAUUUAUUUUUAUGGGCUAUACUUAUGAAUCGCAUUGAUAUGGCUAAAGUCUUUUUAUGCUUUUUGAAAUAUCGAAUAUGUCCUGCGUUGAUUGCAACAAAAGUUUUAAAACAAUAUGAUGCAAAAGCAACUUACGGAGCAGCACAAGACGAAUAUAAAGAAAAUAUUAAGUAUUUUGAAAAAUAUGCAAUGGAUUGUCUCGAUGCAUGCAAUCAGGAAAAUCUAGAUCUGGCUUGUCAACUUGUUGUACAACAAAAUGAACUUUAUGGAUAUGUUACGUGUCUUCAAAUUGCUUCCGAUGCAGGAGAUAAAUUGUUUAUUGCACGACCAUCUUCUACUCAAGCGAUGCAUUGUAUUUGGUUUGAUAAACUCAAUAUGAAAAAAAACGAUGGUUCCGGUUAUGUGGCUUUGAUUACUGGAAUCCUCUCCUUGGGUUUGUUGGCUUCUCCAUUUGUUCGAUAUCAAGAGAACAAAAAGGGAGCACAAAUUGGUUCAUCUCCUAAACGAACCCUGGAACAGUGUGGCAUAACUUAUUGUGAUCCAUAUCCACUUGAAUAUCCUCGCUAUAAAAUAAUUAAACCAUCCAUCAAUCGUUAUCUAAAUAAUUUUGUCAAUUUUCAUCUAUGUUUGGCAGUUAAAUUUUCUUAUCAUGUGAUUAGUUAUAUCUUUUUUCUACUACUCUUCUCGUAUGUUCUUCUGUUCAACUUUUCGCCACCCACAAGUGAUUUUCCAUCGAUUGGUUGGACGGAAAUAUUAACAAUUAUUCUUGUUUCAUGUAUGCUCAUAGAAGAAAUUCAUCAUUUUUUGACUCAAGAUAGCUUGAAACUUAUCGGACAAGCGAAAAGUAAUUUUCGUGAUUUUUUCAAGUCAUUGACUACGAUAGGGUUUAUUCUAUUCUACAUCGGAUUGAUUCUACGAUUUACAAAUGCGGGCUCCGAAGAGGAUUUUAUUGCUGCUAGAGUCGUGAUGGCUAUCGAUAUAGAAAUCUGGUGGUUACGUUCCUUAUCGUUUAUUAUUGUUAUACCGUUUUUGGGACCGCAUCUUGUAGCUAUUGCAAAAAUGCUGCAGGAUCUGUUAUUCUUUCUCAGCAUUAUUGCAGUUGUUAUGAUUGCCUAUGGUGUUGCAUCUCGUUCAAUGGUUUAUUAUCCGCCAGGGAACAAUGUUACAGUGCUAACUGGUCCUCCUGAUACCAGUUUUAGUGGCAGACCUAUUUUUCGAAAUAUUUUAUAUCCCGUUUACUAUUUAAUGUAUGGAGACUUUGGCGAUGAGCUAACAAAUCUAGAUAAUAAUUCUGAUGCUGCAUGGGCUACUGCAGAUCAAGUAUUACUUGCUAUUCAUAUGAUUUUUGUGAAUAUUCUAUUAGUUAACUUACUUAUCGCCAUGUUUAGCAAACGAUUCAAUGAAGUUGAUGAAGAUACAAGAAAUAUAUGGCAUUCGCAACAAUACUUAUUCACACGUGAAUAUUUCACACGUUCACCAUUUAUGCCACCAAUAAGUAUUAUUUAUAAUAUUUAUUAUUUGUCUCGUAUGCUGAUCUUCUUCAUACGACGAAAAUUUUUCCACGGGUCAGCCGAUCGAUCUGCUCAAAAAUUCAAAAUAAUUGCGAUGAAUAAAGACCGGCUAGAAGAAUGGCGAGAGUUUGAAGGUGCUUCAACGUAUAAAUAUGCUCAUAAUGAAGUAAAAGCAUUGAAAGCUGCACCUCAGAAAGUUAAGAAAGGAUCAGACUCAUCGAGUACACAAAAAGAAACUAAGGCAGAUAACAGCGACGAUUUAAAUGAAGCGGCGGAUAAUGUGAGAGAAUUACAAGAUCAUCUGUCGAAAUUAAACUCAACUAUCGAAGGAAUGAAAUUAGGAUUUAAGAAUUAUUUCAUAGAACAACAACAGGUCGAUGUGAAAAAUAAAAAAUAA